GCGCGGGCCAGCCGGGGAAAUGGGAGACUUUGUGAAAUAGGGGCGCGCGCUCGCCCUCUCUCGCUCCCCCCCCCCCCCGCCCAUGGAGAAAGGGGCGGCUGUUUACUUCCAUUUUCUCGAUCAAACAUUUCCCUCCCGCUCCUCCCCGCGUCCGCACGCCAAGUUGUGGAUCUGGGCUGCGGUGGGAGCCGCGCGCGGCGGGCGAGCGGGCGAGCGGCGCCGCGGCCGGCCGGGAGCUGAUACUCGCUGAUGGACUCCAAAGAAUCGUUAGCUCCCCCCAGUAAAGAAGUCCCCAGCAGUGUUCUUGGCCCAGACAGGGGGAAUGUGAUGGACUUCUAUAAAACCUUCCGGGGAGGAGUCACCGUGAAGGUGCCAGCCUCUUCGCCCUCCCUGGCUGCUGCUGCUGCUGCUGCUGCUCUCCAGACAGACUCCAAGCAGCCCAGACUCGUGGUGGAGUUCCCAAAAGGAUCAGCAAGCCAUGCGCCGCCGCAGCCAGACCUGUCCAAAGCCGUUUCUCUCUCCAUGGGACUGUACAUGGGAGACACGGACACGAAAGUGAUGGGGAACGACCUGGGAUUCCCCCAGCAGGGCCAGCUCAGCCUCUCCUCUGGGGAAACGGACUUCCGGCUGCUGGAAGAGAGCAUUGCCAACCUCAGCAAGUCGACCGGUGUCCCAGAGAACCCCAAGAGUUCAGCGUCGGCCCCCACCGAGAAGGAGCUCCCCCAAACUCACCCCGAGGCGUGCCCCGAACAGCUGAACCUCAAGAGCCAGGCCGGAACCAACGGGGGGGAUGUCAAGUUGUACACCGCAGACCAAAGCACCUUCGACAUCUUGCAGGAUUUGGAGUUUCCUCCCGGGUCGCCAGGUAAAGAGGCCAGUGAGAGCCCUUGGAGGUCAGACUUGUUGAUCGAUGACAACUGUUUGCUUUCUCCCUUGGCCGGGGAGGAGGAUCCAUUCCCCUUGGAAGGAGAUGCCAGUGAGGACUGCAAGCCUCUCAUUUUACCGGACACGAAGCCCCAAAUGAAAGAUAAUGGGGAGACGAUCUUAUCCAGCCCCAGCAGCGUGCCACUGCCCCAAGUGAAAACGGAGAAGGAAGAUUUCAUUGAACUCUGCACCCCUGGGGUAAUUAAGCAAGAGAAACUGGGCCCAGUUUACUGUCAGGCAAGCUUUUCUGGGGCAAAUCUAAUGGGUAAUAAAAUGUCUGCCAUUUCUGUGCAUGGCGUGAGCACCUCUGGAGGGCAGAUGUACCACUACGACAUGAACACCGCAUCCCUUUCUCAGCAGCAGGAUCAGAAGCCUAUUUUUAAUGUCAUUCCACCAAUUCCUGUGGGUUCCGAAAAUUGGAAUAGGUGCCAAGGAUCUGGAGAUGACAACCUGACUUCCUUGGGAACUAUGAACUUCCCUGGCCGGUCUGUUUUCUCUAAUGGCUACUCAAGCCCUGGACUGAGACCAGACGUAAGCUCGCCUCCUUCUAGCUCCUCCACGGCCACAGGCCCACCUCCCAAACUCUGCCUCGUGUGCUCCGACGAGGCCUCGGGAUGUCACUACGGGGUCUUGACGUGCGGAAGCUGCAAAGUGUUCUUCAAGAGAGCGGUGGAAGGUAGACAGCACAAUUAUCUUUGUGCUGGAAGAAACGACUGUAUCAUUGAUAAAAUUCGCAGGAAAAACUGCCCUGCCUGCCGCUAUCGAAAAUGUCUUCAGGCUGGAAUGAACCUGGAAGCUCGGAAAACAAAGAAAAAGAUAAAGGGAAUUCAGCAAGCCGCGGGCGGCGUCCCCGUGGACGCUUCUGAAAACCCCAACAAAACCAUGGUCCCGGCCACGCUGCCGCAGCUCACGCCCACGCUGGUGUCCCUGCUGGAGGUCAUCGAGCCCGAGGUGUUGUACGCGGGCUACGACAGCUCCAUCCCCGACUCCACGUGGCGGAUCAUGACCACCCUCAACAUGCUAGGCGGCCGCCAGGUGAUCGCCGCCGUCAAGUGGGCGAAGGCCAUCCCAGGCUUCCGGAACUUGCACCUGGACGACCAAAUGACUCUCCUGCAGUACUCCUGGAUGUUCCUCAUGGCCUUUGCCCUGGGCUGGAGGUCCUACAAACAGACCAGUGCGAACCUGCUCUGCUUUGCGCCUGAUCUCAUCAUCGACGAGCACAGAAUGGCUCUCCCCUGCAUGUACGACCAAUGCAAGCAUAUGCUCUUUGUCUCCUCCGAGUUGCAGAGACUUCAGGUGUCUUAUGAAGAAUAUCUCUGUAUGAAAACCUUACUGCUUCUCUCUUCAGUUCCAAAGGAAGGUUUGAAGAGUCAAGAGCUAUUUGAUGAAAUCAGAAUGACCUACAUCAAAGAGCUAGGAAAAGCCAUUGUCAAAAGAGAAGGAAACUCCAGCCAGAACUGGCAGCGUUUCUAUCAGCUGACAAAACUUUUGGACUCCAUGCAUGACGUGGUUGAAAAUCUCCUUAACUACUGCUUCCAAACAUUUUUGGAUAAGACCAUGAGUAUUGAAUUCCCAGAGAUGUUAGCCGAAAUCAUCACCAAUCAGAUACCAAAAUAUUCGAAUGGAAAUAUCAAAAAACUUCUGUUUCAUCAAAAGUGACUGCCUUACUAAGAAUGGUUGCCUUAAAGAAAGUUGAACUUAUAUAGCUUUUACUGUACAAACUUACCAACUUGUCUUGUAGAGGUUCUGCUGGUUUUUUUUCUUCCUUCUGUUGUUGUCUGUUUUGUUUUCUUUUAAAUACGCACUACAUGUGGUUUCUAGAGGGCCCAGACCUGGCGAUAGGAGAAGUUGAGCUGUCCCUUGAUGGCGGGUACAGGGUAAAGCUCUUAGUUGCUGUGUCCCAGAAAGGAAAGGCAGGGUGAGGGCCCGCCCCACUCCCCGGAAACGAAGGCGCCCAAGCCACCAGUGCCCACGGUCCGUGUGAAGAUCUUUCUGCUCAUACUUUUCAGUUGGCUGGAUAAAACCUUCUAGAUUUUUUGUUGUUGGUGGUGGUGUAUUUUCCCAUGUAUAGUUAGGAUAGCAUUUUUGAUUCAUGCAUGGAAACCUGAAACAAGUUUACAAGUGUAUAUCAGAAAAGGGAAGCUGUGCCUUUUAUAGCUAUUACUGUCUGGUUUAAACAAUUUCCUUUAUAUUCAGUGAACUACGCUUGCUCAUUUUUUUCUUACAUAAUUUUUGUAUUCAAGUUAUUGUACAGCUGUUUAAGAUGGGCAGCUAGUUCAUAGCUUUCCUAACUAAACUCUAAAUAUUAAUUUUCUGUGUGAAAAUGGGUUGGUGCUUCUAACCUGAUGGCACUAAGCUAUCAGAAGACCACAAAAAUUGACUCAGAUCUCCAGUAUUCUUGUCAAAAAGAGAAAAAAAAAAUUUUAAAAAAAAGAAGCUCUUCUUUUGUAUAUAUCUGCUUCCAGGGAGAAUUCUAUAGAAUCGUGCAGAUUCGUUGCCCUAACUGGUGUCCAGCACCUCGUCCGGGGGCCUGCUGGGUAAACCUCGGAGGACGGUUUGCAAAGUCUCAUUUUAAAACUUAAUCAUUAUGGAGAGGCACCAUGCCCUAUCUGCAGUGGUUACAUGGCAAGAACGUUGGUAAAUUAAUUCUUUUGGGACCUUUGUAAUUUGUGUAACUUCCUAAAAGCGGUGAUUCCAAAUAAGCAGCCGUCCCACGGUGGAGGGAUUUUUUUUUUUUUCUUAAAUCAGACCAAGGAAUUCUUCCCGCUAAACUUCACCCCCCGGCUCAAUUCCUAAUAUGGCAAACGUGGCUAGAUACCCAUUUUCACAUCCGCCUCUCGCAUCAAUUGGUCUCAGUCCUGGUGGUACAGGAAAGUUCAGCUACUGAUUUCUUUUGUGAUUUAGAACUGAAUGUCAGACCUCCGUGUUGUAGGACUACACAUCCUCUGUGUGUGCCAUAAAAUUUCACAAGUCUUGUGGAUUUCUUCACUGUUGAAAAUUAUGAUUUUAAACGAAACAGAAGCUGUAGUAGCCCUUUUUCUGCGUGCACCUUACCGACUUUCUGUAAUCUCACACUUAACAUAUUUACUAAGCCACAAGAAAUUUGAUUUCUACUCAGAGUGGCCAAAUUAUUUGUGUAAUGGAAAACUGAAAAUCUAAUAUUAAGAAUAUGAAACUUCUAAUAUAUUUUUAUAUUUAGUUAUAGUUUCAGAUACAUAUCAUAUUGGUAUUCACUAAUCUGGGAUGGGAAGGGCUACUGCGGCUUUACAUGCAAUUUAUUAAAAUGACUGUAAAAUAGCUUGUAUAGUGUAAAAUAAGAAUGAUUUUUAGAGGAGAUUGUUUUAUCACGACAUGUUCUAUAUUUUUUAUAGGGGUCAAAGAAAUGUGGAUGGAUUUCCUACGCCGUAGUGCGCGCGCGAAGCCUUCACGGAGGCAUUAGCGCGCUCGGAAACCCAGCAGGUUUGGCCUGGGAGAGGGAGGCGGCCGGGCCCGACCGAGGCCCCGACCCCAGGCAUCCCCGCCCUGACCACCGCCCCCGUGCCGCUGCGCGCGUGUCAGCGUGUCAGCGCAGGCGUGGUUCCCGCACGCCCCCCAGGUGUGAGCGGGCGCAGGCAGGACAGCACGAGCACCGUCUAACGGCAGGUGGCCUUCGCGGACGGCCUCUCCCACGGGCCGCGCGCGCAGGGCUUGAGAAGCUUGGCAAUAAUCAGCAGAGGGGUGCCAGCAAUAUGUACAUAGUGCAGAACCGCCUAGGACGCCAAUAAUACACUAAUUCCUUUCCAUCCUCUCUAGCUCAUUUCCAGGGAGAAUGAGGACGUGUUGAUGUUUUCUUCGAAUGCCUUUUGAAUGUUGUUACUUUCAGUAUUUUUGCAGAAAUUAUUUAAUAAAAAGGUAAUCAUUUGCUUUCUUGAAUGCUCUCGAGAAAGAAUCCUUUAGUGGUGGUUUCAGUUGAUCUCAGUUCUCGAAGAUGGUUGUAAACCCAGCUGCAUGUGAAGUUUCUGGUGCCUAAGAAAUACCACUUGACUCUCAUCAAUGACAGUGUUAAGUUUCCAAAAGAGCUUCUCCAAAGCGGUGAUCGUUCACUUCGAGGGUCGUGCGGUUCUCGCCCAACGCCCGCACGCAUCAGCCCCGGCCCGGCCCCUCGGCUCGCGGGAAACAGAUGUGUGCUCUGCUGGCCGCCGACACUCACAGACCCACUGGAGGCUUCUCACCAAGAGAACAAGCUGCGUGCUCUCCUUAGAGCUCGUGGGGAGGAGGAAAGGUAUCCUAACUGCGUCUGAGUAGACUCAUGUGCAAAAAUAGCUAUCCUGUGCGUGAGCGCAGCUUCCUCUGCUCUGCGUGCGGUCUCUCGCCAUCCCCAGCGACUUAGGUGUAGGGCUAGCUCAAUGCGCACCGGUGACUGCAAGGAUGCUGAAGAGUAGUCGUAAUUAUGGUUUAAAAGAAGCGAUUCUUGGGGUGUUUUCAGGCCUCAGCGUGGGGUACCGCACACGCGGUGGUGAGGAGCUUGGGGCGUUACAGUCUGGGGUUUACACGCCCAGGGAACGGAAGGAACACACCUGCCUUCUUGGGGCACGACCAGCACACCUCGGCCACCCCACAGAGGAAAGCGGGGCGAGUCUGGGAGGAGCUGGGUGCGGGCAGCGGCCUGGGCCGCUCUGGGGGGCGGGCAAGCGAGGCAGCGUGGCUCGGAGAGGGCAGACCCACGGGGAGGGCGGGCAGGAAGCCUUUCCCACACCUGUCCGCCGCGGAAUGAGCGGGAGGACCGCCAGGGAGCUCGUGGCCUUUGGGGAGAUGCUGAUCUCAGUUGGUCACCCCACCCGUAGCUGUAGCUGAAUGUGCUUUUCUGUGCCUGGUUUUCAGUGUUGGGAGGGAAAAAUAAAAGUGUACGAAAAACGCUUUACAUCACUUUGGAUGACAGUUUUAUCAUUUUCAAUCAACCCGGUCCACCGAGGAAAAGUGGCCAGGUUUUCAGGAAAGGGUUAUUAGCUUCUCUAGAAAAUGUCUGAAAGGAUUUUAUUUUCUGAUAAAAGACUGUAUAAAAAUGCCCUCCUUAAAUAACUUGCUUAACUACAUAGAGAUUCAAGUGUGUCAAUAUUCUAUUUUGUAUAUUAAACAAAUGCUAUAUAAUGGGGACAAAUCUAUAUUAUACUGUGUAUGGCAUUAUUAAGAAGCUUUUUCAUUAUUUUUUAUCACAGUAAUUUUUAAAUGUGUAAAAAUUAAAACCAGUGACUCCUGUUUAAAAAUAAAAGUUGUAGUUUUUUAUUCAUGCUGAAUAAUCUGUAGUUUAAAAAAAAUGUCUUUUUAUCUACGCAGUGAAAUGUCAGACUGUAAAAUCUUGUGUGGAAAUGUUUAACUUUUAUUUUUCAUUUAAAUUUGCUCUCCUGGUAUUACCAAACCACACAUUUGUACUGAACUGGCAGUUAAUGUUACUUAGCCAUUUACAGCAAUGCCAAAUAUGGAAACAUCAUAAUAAAAUACCUGCUUUUUUCA
This is a messenger RNA of Perognathus longimembris pacificus (Pacific pocket mouse), 6414 nucleotides long. It is a transcript of the gene Nr3c1, whose product is annotated as nuclear receptor subfamily 3 group C member 1. Gene Ontology annotation, cellular component: nucleus. Bases 250 to 2583 code for a protein of 777 amino acids. Lineage: Eukaryota; Metazoa; Chordata; Mammalia; Rodentia; Heteromyidae. Gene Ontology annotation, molecular function: DNA-binding transcription factor activity; sequence-specific DNA binding; zinc ion binding. The record is from RefSeq and is a predicted model, not a curated record. Gene Ontology annotation, biological process: regulation of DNA-templated transcription; nuclear receptor-mediated glucocorticoid signaling pathway. The transcript is spliced from 9 exons.